AAACUAAAAUCUAAUGAUGUGAACCCGUUUUUGAUCCGGAAGCCAUUGGAACUAGGAAGACAUAGCAUACGAACAGUGAAAAACGGGGAAAAGAGCUGCGGAGGAGAAGACUACCGGCAGAGCAGGGAGAAGCACUCAAUUCAAUUCAAAUAAAUUCAAGGUUUCGAGCCCUAGUGUCAUGAUCCUAUGUUAUUGUCCGCAUCUUAAUCGCCACCAUGAUCAACGCACCCAACGGCAUGAUAUCCCCGUCUUCGUCCGCUACCGCCCAAUCCCCUGGUCUCAAGACUUAUUUUAAGACUCCUGAAGGUCGCUACAAGCUUCAGUACGAGAAGACGCAUCCUUCCGCCCUCCUUCACUAUGCCCACGGGAAAACAGUCACUCAGGUAACUCUUGCACAUCUCAAGGAGAAGCCAGCUCCUUCAACGCCAACUGCCCCACCAUCAAGUUUUAGUGCCAGCAGUGGGGUACGGUCAGCAGCUGCUAGAUUGUUGGGAGGUGGCAAUGGAAGCCGCGCACUUAGUUUUGUUGGUGGAAAUGGUAGCAGCAAGAGUAUUGGAGUGAACAGUAGGAUUGGUUCUCUUGGUGCCUCAAGUUCAAGUAGUUUAUUGGCUAAUUCAAAUUUUGAUGGCAAAGGAACGUACUUGAUCUUCAAUGUUGGUGAUGCAAUUUUUGUUAGUGAUUUGAAUUCUCAAGACAAGGAUCCCAUAAAGUCCAUUCACUUCAGUAAUUCAAAUCCUGUGUGCCACGCCUUUGAUCAGGAAGCAAAGGAUGGCCAUGAUUUGAUUAUCGGUUUGAGUACGGGUGAUGUCUACUCUGUGUCACUGAGACAGCAAUUACAGGAUGUGGGUAAAAAGCUUAUAGGAGCUCAUCAUUACAACAAAGAUGGUUCUGUCAAUAACAGUCGUUGUACUAGUAUUGCAUGGAUUCCUGGAGGUGAUGGUGCUUUUGUUGUUGCUCAUGCCGAUGGGAAUUUGUUUGUAUAUGAAAAGAACAAAGAUGGUGCUGGAGAUUCUUCAUUCCCAGUUAUUAAAGAUCAAGCUCAAUUUUCUGUUUCUCAUGCACGUUACAGUAAGAGUAAUCCAGUAGCCAGAUGGCAUAUAUGCCAGGGUUCAAUUAACAGUAUUUCUUUCUCAAAUGAUGGGGCAUACUUAGCAACUGUUGGUCAUUCAGGCUAUUUGCGAGUGUUUGAUUUCUCUAAGGAACAACUUAUAUGUGGUGGUAAAAGUUAUUAUGGUGCUUUGUUAUGUUGUGCUUGGAGCAUGGAUGCAAAAUAUAUUUUGACUGGAGGAGAAGAUGAUCUUGUGCAAGUUUGGAGCAUGGAGGACCGGAAGGUUGUGGCAUGGGGUGAAGGACACAACUCAUGGGUCAGCGGAGUGGCUUUCGAUUCAUAUUGGACACCACCAAAUUCAAAUGAUAAUACUGAAACUGUUAUGUAUCGGUUUGGAUCUGUUGGUCAGGAUACACAAUUGCUUCUUUGGGACCUGGAAAUGGAUGAGAUUGUGGUACCAUUGCGGCGUGCACCUGGUGGAUCCCCCACAUACAGUGCUGGGAGCCAGUCAUCUCACUGGGACAGUGUUGUCCCAUUGGGCACACUGCAACCUGCUCCAAGCAUGCGUGACGUUCCAAAAAUCUCGCCUCUGGUUGCUCAUCGUGCGCACACUGAACCCCUUUCAGGCUUGAUAUUUACCCAGGAAUCCGUACUCACUGCCUGUCGGGAAGGACACAUUAAAAUCUGGACGCGACCAGGGAUAGCUGAGAGCCAGCCAAGCAGCUCUGAAACCUUGUUAGCUGCCACCUUGAGGGAGAGACCACUACUUACAAGCAAGGUUAGCAAUGCUAGUUACAAACAAUGACUGAUUAUAUUCUGUCAAUCUAAAGGGAAUUGAAUCCCUUUUUUUUUUUACUUGGUUGAUUAUCGUUUUAUCCGGUUGGUUUCCUAGUUUUCACAUGAUUGUCUCAUAAGAUGAACCAACUGGUCCUACUGUAUAUUCAAGGAUGAGCAUGGCAUGCCAUCGAUGGCAAAGAGAGGAUGAGAGAAUUCUCUAUCAAUUCCAUCUGUAAUUAGAAAACGGCUGUGGUCAGAGUAGAUCUAAUAACAGGAAUAAUGUGAAAUUGAUCCCCGGUUACCUUGUACUUUAAAGUGCAUCGGUUUCCUUAUUUA
This is a messenger RNA of Neltuma alba, 2161 nucleotides long. Its product is annotated as dystrophia myotonica WD repeat-containing protein. The transcript has 11 exons. The coding region runs from base 216 to 1853 and encodes 545 amino acids. Lineage: Eukaryota; Viridiplantae; Streptophyta; Magnoliopsida; Fabales; Fabaceae. The record is from RefSeq and is a predicted model, not a curated record. Gene Ontology annotation, molecular function: protein binding.